AAAAAGGUAAACAAAAUGCGCGUGAGCAACAAUCUGGUGGGAAUUCUGAACUUGGUGACGCUGCUGCUCUCGAUUCCGAUAAUCGGCAGCGGGAUAUGGCUCUCGAAACAGGCGAACGAUCGCGGGGCUGGUGGGGUCGUGCUGCCGCAUGAACGUGGCCGCUACCUGCUGGUGAUGUUUCUCCUCAUCCUGCUGCUCUUCUGCUUCACGAUAUUCGCCUUCGUCGUCACCAACAAGGGCGCCGGCCAAGACCUCUCCGAUAAAGGAUACAAGGAGUAUCGCCUUGGCGAUUACUCCAAUUGGUUGCAGAAUCGAGUCAACGACAAUUGGGGUAAGAUCCGGAGCUGUUUGGAGGAUAGCAAAAUCGUGUCACGGCCAGUGUUCACAUGUCAUUUAUAA
Molecule: messenger RNA, 399 nt
Organism: Salvia hispanica
Lineage: Eukaryota; Viridiplantae; Streptophyta; Magnoliopsida; Lamiales; Lamiaceae
Source: RefSeq, a predicted model, not a curated record